Messenger RNA from Ochlerotatus camptorhynchus, 4091 nucleotides. RefSeq lists its product as uncharacterized. The record is from RefSeq and is a predicted model, not a curated record. The transcript is spliced from 2 exons. NCBI's taxonomy places the organism in Eukaryota, Metazoa, Arthropoda, Insecta, Diptera, Culicidae. Bases 119 to 3055 code for a protein of 978 amino acids.
UGCAGCACCCAGCUGCUUCAAUAACAGAGAAGCGAAAUACUUCAUGCGGAAAAUGCAACCCCAUCUCCGCUAGCGAGAGAGAGAGAAAAAUGCAUCUCGAUUAGACAAGUGAACCGAAAUGAAUCACUUCAAUCCCAUCGCGAUAAUUACCUGCCAAUUGAAUUCUUCACCUAACGAGAAGAUCCUAAUUGAGGCAUUCUUUUCCAUUUCCUUUCAGACUCACCCGUUGACUACGAUUGCAUCGCAGGACCUCUCAUCGCAACCACUGGCGGAAGAAGAAAUCGUUUCCACGGUACCAGCCGAAGGCUUCGAAGGACGAAAACGUCGUCGAUUGGGUAGGAAACGAAAGCGCAGACCUCUGCACGACGACUACUGGCAACAAGGUGGCCCUCGAGACGAAACAGAACCCGAACCCAUCUACCGAGAUCCGGAACCGGAGAGGAAACGAACCUACCCCCGCUGGGACCGUCAACGUCCUGCCGAUCGGUGGUCGAAUCCCUACAGCGAUGCCAUAGAUCCACAUUCUCCCUUUAGCAGUGAUCCACCUUCGAUCCGACGACCGUACGAAGCGUUUAACAGAGGCAACCGAGAGAAUUUUCAACCUAUUGACGGCAAUAGGCAAAGAAGACUUCCCAGACCGGAGGAGCAUCCGACUCCCGGUUCCGGUCACAAAGCCUACCGAAAACCGUACUCACAGGCCAAACGAAACGAAGAAGAAGGUGGAUCGUCCGGUGAGCAAGGCAAGGCCAGUGCCGCAGACCUGAAAGCUCUACUCAAGCAAUCCGGUGGACUGAGUCUAAGCGAGAUUCUUCAACAGCGCAAUAUCUCACUACAGGAUUUGAUCAAGGGCAAGCAAAUGGCUCUGGCUGCGUUGACGCAAAGCCCCCUAGAUGUCACUACAGUCACGGAACAAGACAACGAAGUAACCUCCACGAUACCAACGCUAUCCAGUGUCAGAUUCCGAGUACAGGAGGACUCCACUCAGCGAACCGACUUCCAUGAUAUCAAAUCCAUGAAAAGAAUUCCGGUAUAUUCCCCAUCUGCAGUUCCGAUUAUAGCAACGGAACCACCAACAACUACCACAUCAACCACAACGACACCGACAGAGCUUCCACCAACGGCGCAGGAUGAAACCAACUCCGUCGAAGACAUCAUAACCCUCGACAACCUUGGAAACCACAACGACAACGUUGCCAUCUUUCCAACCGUCGAGAUCAAACAGCUAGCCCUCAAUCCGGUGCUUCCAACCGUCAAAGAAGAACGACUACGACCCAUCAAGGGUGUAGCCUCCCGUAUUCGUCCAGACUUGAGUAACUCCAAAAUCCGAACGGAGGAAGUCUUCUCUGCUUCCAAAAGACGCUUGGAAUCACUUAGGCCCUACGCUACUGCUGAACCCUGGCACUUGUCUACCACCACGACCAGCACCGCCAUCCCGAACACUACAUCUCGCGAAAAAUGGACUCCCUCAGCAUCGCUUCACGAAAAAUACUUCCACAAACUUCAACAGAACAAAUUCCGUCAACGACCUUCAGUGAUCGCAUCCACCGACCUCGAUAGUGACACCCUAGAAGAACAUACCGAACCAGCACUUCCCGAUACGGAACCACCCGUUCCGGCUUCCUCUGAGCGAUCUCUAAUGCGAAUCCCGUCUUCCCGGAAUCGCCUUGCUAUAAAACCCAAAAUAAGACUCGCGUCCCCUGCACCGUUAACAGUGCAACCGCAGUCGACGGAAAAUCAUAGCCUCGCCGACAUAGAAUUCCACGAUGAAUCCGAGAACGUCACCAAACUGCUCGAAAGCGAGGAACCGGAACUGAACAUCAUCGAAAAGUUUACCUCCUUCGAAGACACCAAGAACGCCUUCGAUCCGCAAUCCAGCUUAGCGUCCGAACUGUCAACCACCGAGCUAAGUGAGGACGAUCUCAUCGAACGAAUCAACCAAAACACCCAGCGUUCGUUCACCGACAGCCUUGAGGACUACUUCCGAGACGUAACCGAGAGCAAUCCAUCGCUGUUCAACGAUCUCGGUCCGAUCGCUCUGUCCGACGAUCGGAAUGAGAUCUUAGAAUUGAUGGAAGAUCGCCGUAUCGGUGCCCGCCUGGCCAAGGUCCUAUCCCAACGAAACAUGACCUUGGACGAGCUGCUCGAGCAUCGCAAACGUGGCUCCAGCCAGCUACAUCUGUCAGAAAUGAUCAACGGCAAGUCCAAACCGAUCGAGGACAAGAUGGACAUCGUAACGGCAUUUGAACACUUCCCACGGUUCAAUCUUGGUAACCUGCGGAGCAUUCAACCGGACGACAUCAAACUGGAUUCGCAGGGCUUCAGCUACUUCACUUCCAUCAUCAGCAUGCGCCCGACGGACGAAGCCUACAAGGAAGGUCGAGCGAUGCAGCAUCACCGAGGGGAUCACAAAUUCCUCGACUGGAAGCUCCAGCAUUCGCCUCAACAGCAGCAGCAGCAACACCCAGCAAAUCACAAAAUGGAUGGGAUUCAUUUUUUAGGUAACGGCGGAUCGAAGGGUGGGCUGAUAACCCCUUCGCGAAUGUCCGCCGAUGCCGAGUUCGACAGCAGCCACGAUCAAACCAGCAGCAGUGAUUUGCUCGAUCUGGAACUGACCGGCCAUGGGUUCAACCACCGGCACACGGUAACCAUCGAGAGCACCUCGAUGCCACUCGGCGUCAAAUCGGCGAUCGUGGCGAGUUCCUGCAUCGUGGGCGUUUCGCUGGUGGUGUUCGCGGUGAUCUUCGUCGUUUGCCGCUGGCGACAGCGGCGGAGAAACAAACUCAACUAUACGGAGAACUUCAACAUGGCCAAAGGGCGGCUGCCGAUGAUGCACAACGAGGGAUUGAAGAACGAACAGAUGCAGGUGUAUACAACGCAGCAGCAUCAGCAGCAUCAGCAGCACCGGCAACAGCAGCAGCAGCAGCAACAGCAGCAUCAGCAACAACAGUAUUCGAAACAACGUCAACGAAAGGACAGCAAGGUUAACACGAUGGAUCCCAACUCGCAGGAAGUCCAGGACUACCUGUGGGAUGCGAUGCGUAAACCGUUCCAGUAGGUUUGCGGGAGAAGUUUGUGUGUUUGUAGGGAUAAUUCAAAGCCAUACAUACUGCGCCGAGGAGUUACUGGGAGUUUAGCAACACCAGAGAAUCGGAUCCAGUGGACCGAGAAACGCCUUCCCAUCGCAGAUUCUCCACGGCCAAACCGACAUCAGCAAAAAAACAAACAAAGGAAAUCUUGGCACCGCUCUGCUGCUCCGCACAUUCCUUCCCAGCCACCCAAUCUUUAUCCUCCAAUCUUCCAUCGUAACUAACCGAAACUAUCCAUCCGCACUAUCUGCUAUUAUUAUGAGUUAAUUUAUUAAUAAUAACCACGAUUCUGUGGAUGAGCACCCUCCCCUUCCUCCGCCGUUUCUUCGAUAGUAUCCGGUUCUAAGCGCACCCUUCCCCUCCUCAAGACGAUGUCACAACAUGACAGCUGAUAGUACCUACUCAUCAAAAGCAAAGCAAAGAGUAAAACUGGAAUCAGUUUGGCGGUAAAAUGUAAAAAGUGAAAAGAAACGAUCCAACAACGAUUGGACGAUUGGCAAACCGAAGAAGAAAAAAAAAAAAGCUCAACAAAUAGGAAAGUAAGUGUGAAAUGUGCAAUACAAAUGAGCAAACCACAAUCGGAACAUGAUAAUAUCACUAAACAAUAAAGAAACCCGAUACAUUUUAAUUUAGUACCUAACGAGCGAUAAUUUAUGAGCAGCAUUCGUAGCCAUUCAUGUAUAAGCUACUUAAUCACCACCCCCAACCCCGCCCUUGAAACCCUCAUUGCCCAUUAGCGAUAGCGAUUUAGUUUAAGGAUUACAUUUAGACAAACAAACAAACAAGAAAGUGAACAUUUCAUUGAAAUUCAAGAAAAUGUAAGAUAUCAAAUAAGAGACUGGCGCAAAGUUAAAAAAAAAUAUUAAAUAAAACAAAUAAACACAAAUCAUUCCAACCAGUUCAAUUCGAGAUCGUCACCGUUCCGCUCAUUAGUCAAUUUGACACCCGUUCGUUAGCAAAUGUUGAAAUCGUUUCAACCGUAUAUGAAUUUAUCUCCAACCGAAA